GGCUACCUUUGCAGAUUCACGGUACCAGACUGGAACCGGUGCGGGGACUUCGAAGGCCGCGACCACUCCGCGCGCGGGGACCGGAGCUCGCGGCCGCCCGCCGGUUGAGGUCGGGUGGCCGGUGCGCUCAGGGAUCUCGCUCCCUGCGGACGCCCGGCUACCGGCAGCAUGGAGCCCGCGCGCUCUGCUGUCGGACUCAGCGUCCGGGAAGCUGUGCACACCCUUCAGUCUUCUGAGGACGGCGGCCGCGUCCUCUCCGUCUUGGGGUCCCUGCGGCGCUAUCUGCGCGGAGCAGAGGAGCCCGCGCUGCCCGACGAGCAGGAGGAAUUCGCCGCCAAGCACUUCGCCACCGUGCUGCGCUGUCUGGUCGGCAGGCUGAGCCCGCGUUGGCUGCAGCUGUCACCCGGCGGUCGGCUGGAGCAGCUCUGGGGCAGCUUCUUCCUGGAGGGCCCUGCUGACCAGGCCUUCCUGGUGCUGAUGGAGGCCAUCGAGGGCACUGUCGGUCCUAGCUUCCAUCUGAUGAAGAUGGCACAGCUGCUGGCCAGGUUUCUGAGUGAGGGCAGGAUGGCGGCCCUGAUGGAGGAGCAGUGCCGGCCACAGACGAAGCCUGGCUUCCCCCUACUCCAGGAGACACUGCUCAGCAAGGUGGUGAGCUUACCUGACCACCUGGGUAACCGUCUGCACCAGGACAACCUGGCUCAGUUCUUCCCCCAGAACUACUUCCCUCUGCUGGGUGAGGAGGCUGUGCGGGUGCUGCAGGCAGUGGUGGACUCUCUCAGAGGUGGCCUGCACUGCUCUGUCUCCUUUGUGUCUCGAGUCCUGGGGAAAGUGUGCAUCCAGGGGAGACACAAGGAGAUCCUGGGCAGGUUGGUGCCCCAGCUGACAGCACUCACCCAGGGCAGCUGCCUGUGGCAGCGGGUCUGCUGGCGCCUAGUGGAGCAAGUGCCGGACGGGGCCAUGGAGGCUGUGCUUGCAGGGUUGGUGGAGGCCGCUCCAGGGCCUGAGGUCCUCUCGCGACUACUGGGGAACCUGGUGGUGAAGAAUAAGAAAGCCCAGUUUGUGAUGACCCGGAAGCUUCUGUUCUUGCAGUACCGGUGCACGACACACAUGCUGCAGAGCCUGCUGGGGUAUCUAGCCAUGGACAACCAGCGGCGUCCACUCCUGAUACAGGUACUGCGGGAGCUGCUGGAGACGUGGGGCAGCAGAAGUGCUGUCCGACACACGCCCCUGGCACAGCAGCGCUACAUCAGCACGGCGGUGCUCAUCUGCCUGGCACACCUUGGGGAGCCAGAGCUGCGGGACAGUCGGGAAGAGUUGCUGGCCAGCAUGAUGGCAGGUGUGAAGUGCCGCCUGGAUAGCAGCCUACCUGCCGUGCGCCGCCUAGGCAUGAUCGUCGCUGAGGUCAUCAGUGCCCGGAUCCACCCUGAGGGGCCUCCACUGAGAUUCCAGUAUGAGGAUGAUGAACUGAGCCGUGAGAUGCUGGCCUUGGCUACCCCCCGGCCUGCUGGAGACAGCUCCUUGGAGGCUGGAGGCUCAUCACUGGACCCAGGUGUGGCAGAGACCCCUGCAGAGAUCGUAGAGGGUAGUGUGCCUGCAGCUGGACUGCAGGGCUCUGACUCGGAGCUGGACAGCGACGAUGAGUUCGUCCCCUAUGAUAUGUCAGGGGACAAAGAGCUGAAGAGCAGCAAGGCGCCUCAGUACGUGCGGGACUGCAUGGAAGCACUGACCACAUUUGAGGGUAAGGAUAUGGAGCGCUGGGAGGCUGCCCUGCAGGCCUUGGAGGGCCUAAUCCACAGGAACCCUGAGGCCACACGGGAGGUGAGUGUGGAGCUGGCCAAGGUGCUGCUGCACCUGGAGGAGAGGACCUGUGUGGCCGGAUUUGAGAAGCUGCGCCAGAGAGCCCUUGUGGCUGUCACAGUCACAGACCCGGCCAGGGUCGCUGAGCACCUGACCUCACAGUUCUAUGCCCUGAACUACAGCCUUCGGCAGCGCAUGGACAUCCUGGACGUCCUGACUCUGGCUGCCCAGGAGCUGUCCCGGCCAGGGCGCCUUGGGAGGUCUCCCCAACACAGCUCCCUGGGCCCUGGCACCCAGAGCUCACCAGCACUGCCUGCCUCUCAGUCUGGCAGUGCCAUGGCUCCUGACUGGAGGGUGGUGGUGGAAAAUCGGAUCAGAAGCAAGACCCGGCGCUUUUCCAAGGGCGCUCCCCGGCAGGAACCAGCAGGUGGCCCCAAUGAGUUCGCCUCGGUGGCUGGCUGCUUCUUUUUCCCCCUCAUUCAGCACUUUGACAGGCCUCUGGUGACUUUCGACCUUUUGGGAGAUGACCAGUUGGUUCUCGGGAGACUGACCCAUACCUUGGGGGCCUUGAUGUACCUGGCGGUCAACACCACAGUGGCUGUACCCAUGGGUAAAGCCCUGCUGGAAUUUGUAUGGGCCCUUCGCUUCCAUGUGGACACCUAUGUGCGCCAGGGCCUGCUGUCUGCAGUCUCCUCUGUCCUCCUCAGCGUACCUGCAGAGCGACUACUAGAGGACCUGCCAGACGAACUGCUGGAAGCUAGAUCCUGGCUGGCAGGGGAGUCUGUUACUUCACAAGAGUUCCAGAUCCAAAAAGGUCGUCAGGUAGCGGAGCGAGUGCUGGGAGCCUGCACCCAGGUUCACAGACGUGGCUGAGAAGGACGUGGACGAGGACUGCAGGGUGCUGGCCGUGAGAGCGCUGCUGCUUCUGGAGCGACUCAGAGACAGACUCCUGCCCCUUCCCUCUUAGUCCUGGCUGGACCCUGGACAUUCCUGCUUGGUGGGAGGAAGGCCUCAAGGAGCAGAGCCCCAGUAACAUCUGGACUUGCAGCAUGGCCAGGUUUGGAGGGCCAUGCAGGAAGGCUGGCCACUGACCCCUACUGUCAUAGCCUAGCAAGGCUGAGUGUUCAGCUAAAAGUAUGAGGGCCUCACCCUGGCCCCACAGGCAGAGCAACCCAAGUGCUGGCCUGCAGCUCCCAGUGGGCCCUGUGGUCAGGGAAUGCCAGGAGCAGGAAAGGAGGCCACUGCUCAGAGCCCAGCAGCAAAGCAGGGUUGACCCUUUGGGCCCUGUGGCUCAGUGCUGUCCCAGGAGAAUAAAUAGGGCAGUAGGUGUCACCAGUCUUCCUUUGUGGUUUUCAGUGAGCAGGGACUUCAAUUCCUAGAGGACUGUGAGGGGCAGCCUUGAAAAUGGGGUACAUUGUGAGGCAAGGAUGGGCAGAAGGGGCCUAGGCCUCUUGAGAAAGUAGCCUUUAUUAGAGUCGUAGGGGUGUCAGCAUCUGGUGGUAGCUGUGACUGUCAGGACUUGGGCCUGGCCACAGUGGUCCCUGCUGAGAACUGACCAGUAGCCAUCUGUGGGUGUGAUUAGCAGUGAUGGGCCAUCCCCAAGACCCAGUGCAGCCUCAGUGCACCAAGUUCUACAAGUUUCUUGCACUGCACAAUUGGUAGUUGAGAGAACCUGGGAAAGCUGAAUUCAAUUCCCUGUAAAAGGAAUUAAACCAAAACUCCACAGGAGCUGCCAAGUACCCAGAAUCAAGAUCUCUGAAGGGAAGGCACAGCGAUACAGGCAGUCUUCUGACACUGCGGGCUGGGCCCCGUGUCCUAUAGCCCUGCUGACUUGCUAGGAUAUGAACAGUGUUUUUUCCCUGUACGAGAGAGACGACUUUGCUAUUACUGGACACUGGAAAAUUCCAGAAGAAACUUGCUCAGCAGGACACUGGCUAAUGGCAAAGGCCUAUCAGGGGUCAUUUUCCACCUCUUCUACCACCUCCUCAUGGUCCUCCAUGCUGUUGUGGCGCAUCCGCUCCGGCACCAUGCGUGUCAGAGGGAGGCCCAGGCCCUGAUGCACAGCGUCCACAGUCUGCUGGUCCACGUAGUAGGACAUGUUGGCAGAAGGAAGUCUCUUGCGCAUCUCCUCGAGGUACCUGUAGGCCUAGGGCAGAGGGAACAGCUGUUACUUAAAGGUGGACACAACCAUCGUGUGAGAACCAAGGGAGCCAUCUCGUGUAUUCACUGUAACGAGGAUACCUCAACGUGAGGUGCCCACUGCCCCAGGGGCUGUAAGCAGGGAAGCAAGCCUUCUGAGGCUUCUGGCAUUUACGGGGGCACGUGGUGUCCACGAUGGGGCAUAUUUCAGGCUGUAGCCAGUACGAACAACUGAAAACAGAACCCCUGAGAGUCCUCUGGUGGCCCAUGUGCAAGAAUGUGGUCUGAGUUCCAGAGCCAUGUUCCCUCUAAAACUGCUUACCCUGGAUGGCAUGUGGACCUGCUAAGGAAAGGGUGGAUUCUGUUCCCAUCCACUCCAGCACAUGUGCUUGCUGGAAUGCAGGGCAGACUUUAUUUAUUUCAAUCAAGUAUAAAAUUUAUCUCAAUUCUC
Sciurus carolinensis (gray squirrel) is the source of this 4387-nucleotide messenger RNA. It is a transcript of the gene Telo2, whose product is annotated as telomere maintenance 2. The transcript has 21 exons. The coding region runs from base 169 to 2670 and encodes 833 amino acids. The record is from RefSeq and is a predicted model, not a curated record. Gene Ontology annotation, molecular function: Hsp90 protein binding; telomeric repeat DNA binding. Gene Ontology annotation, cellular component: cytosol. Gene Ontology annotation, biological process: telomere maintenance via telomerase; protein stabilization. NCBI's taxonomy places the organism in Eukaryota, Metazoa, Chordata, Mammalia, Rodentia, Sciuridae.